This is a messenger RNA of Darwinula stevensoni, 1230 nucleotides long. NCBI's taxonomy places the organism in Eukaryota, Metazoa, Arthropoda, Ostracoda, Podocopida, Darwinulidae. The record is from the annotation of a GenBank genome assembly.
GAUACUGUUAAGGUUGUGCAGGGGGCUCGGUACUCAUGCGAAAUUUCCGCCUCAAGUCUGGGAUAUGCAGUAUAACUGAAGUCGCGAGGAUCGACCUCAGAUCACUUCUUACCUACAAAGGAUCUCAUAGAUUCCUGGAAAUAUGAAGAGCGGAUUCCCUAUUACGACUUGGCUCCUCUUUCUCUUCGCUGUUGGGAGUCGCGGAUUGAACCUUUGCCCACCAUAUGACGAAACUUUUCCGUGUUCCUGUAUUCCUCACGAGAUUGCAGUCGUAAAUUUCUUUUGUUUUGAUGUGACAGUGCCAGAAAUCCUCUACAUCUUCAAUAAUGUCACCUGGCACGUCAAGGAAUUACAUUUCCUAACAAUGAACGCAUUAGACAUAGCGGAACUUCCAGAGGGUGUGUUUGGGGAUGUCUCCUUCCAAGAAAUGUGGCUGCAGGAUAACAGGCUUCUUACGAGCGUCCAUGCCACUGCGCUUCUCCCUUCGAAAAACCGGCUGGUGAAGAUUGUUCUGGAAAGGGGAUACGUGAAUUCCUUCCCGUUCGAUAUCCUCCCGGAGAUGACGGCGCUGAAAGAACUGAAAAUGGCCUCUAAUUCUUUGACCGAAGUCCCCGUCCUAAGGAGCAACAGCCUGGAAAUUCUCGAUCUUGCCUACAAUCGGAUUCGAUCCUUGAAAGAAGGAGCCUGGUCCUUGCCAAAUCUCGCAACUUUUCUUCUCCAUGGAAACGAACUGAUGACGCUCCCAGCUGGAAUGGUGUCAAACAUGGAGAGAUUGGUUUUCUUCGAAUGUUCGAUGAACCACCUGGGGCCUACCCUCCCGAAGGACUCGCUGAAUUUUGCCAGCCCCGCCUUGCAAUCUGUUAGACUGCAUGGCAACAGGAUAUCAAGCCUGGAACCAGGCGCCAUCACUGGUUUGCACGUCAAUACUUCCCUGCUCUUCCAUGCGAAUUUCAUCGAAGUACUGGACGAAGCUUCCUUCCGACCAAUUGUGGAAUCCAUUCUGUCGGGGAGUGGAUAUUUAGAAUUGAAUGGUAAUCCGUUAGCGUGCGAUUGUGACCUCGCCUGGCUUGUGAUAAACGGAGGACUUCGUUUUGAAGUCACUGGAUUUUGUAGGAACGACGAAACUCCAGUGGCAGAAUUGGAUCCUGAGGAGUACAUACAAUUCUGCACGUAACCCUAUUCAUCCCUGCAGACCCGAAAGGCCCCCAUUUUAAUGAAAAUACAAUGCCU